UAAUCGAGACCAUAUGAUUAUCCUUGGUUUCAUUCAACUUGAUACUGUUAAGAGGUUUGGUGUACUUCCCCUUAAUCUGUAUAUCAUUUUUUCUUUUUCUUUUGGUAUGAAUAAUUUCUCUCUGUUCAAAUAAAAUGUUUCUUAUUUUGUCCAGAUUCCUCUAAAAAACCAAAAAAUAAAAAAUGAGCGGUAUAAAAUCAAACUUAAUUAAACAAAUUAACAGAGGUACAAUUCCGCAUAUCAAAGUAACAAGGACGGAGGAGGAUUAUCAGAGUCACCACCACCACCUCCCCCCCCAUCUCACUCACACUCCCUCCCUCCCAACCAUUGCCAAUUUGCCAUGCACUCUAUAAAUUCCUUCCUUCAUUUCUCUCACAUCCCUCCAUACCUCUCUCUCUCUCUCUCUCUCUCUCUGCUUACAUAUUCAUCUCUCUGCUGCGCCCCGCUCCUUCUUCUUUUUCGUGACACAUACCCUCCCACCCAAAACCCAACUUUGUCUUCUUCCAUUCUCUCUUCCUCUCUAAAUACCUCUCUCUCUCCCAUGACCCCUCCUUAACCCUAGCGCCCCUUCUUGUCUCCCACCCAUGAUUUUAACACCCAUCGACGGAUCACCAAUUCCAAUCCAAACCCUUUAUGGGGAGAAACCGAACCCAGCCCACUUCCUCCCCUCGCCGGUGCCUGAUUGCCGGAAACUACUGCCACGACGUUCUCAUCCGCGACGGCGUCGUUUUGGCCGAGACGCUCGGCGGGGCCGCUUCUUUCAUCUCCAACGUGUUCGAUGGUUUGUCCGUGAGUUACAAUCUGGUGUCGAAAGUCGGGUCGGAUUUUGCUUACUCGGUCCACCGCGACCCGAUUGUGGUGCCCGAUUGCAGGACGACUCUGUUCCACGCGCAUUUUGAUUCUGGAAUCGAGGGGGAGGGCCAGCGGGAUCGGGUUCUGAAGCGGGUCAAUGCCUGCGACCCGAUUCGGCCCUCGGAUCUGCCCGAGUCGAGGUUUGAUUUCGGAAUGGCGGUUGGGGUCGGCGGCGAGAUUACUGUGGAGACGGUUGAGAAACUGGUGGAGAUUUGCAGCACUGUGUUUGUGGACAUUCAGGCUCUGAUUCGGGUUUUUGAUGGGGUUGAUGGGGCUGUGAAGCUUGUGGGUUUGAAAGAGAGUGGCUUCUUUCACCUCUUGCCUAGAAUUGGGUUUAUAAAGGCGUCGGCGGAGGAGGCUCUGUUUAUGGACGUGGAGGAGGUCAGGAAGGUGUGUUGUGUUGUGGUGACGAAUGGGAAGCGUGGGUGUAGAGUGUAUUGGAGAGAUGGGGAAGUAGAAGUUGGGCCGUUUCCGACGAGCCAGGUUGAUCCAACCGGUGCCGGAGAUAGUUUUCUCGGUGGCUUUGUUGCGGGGCUUGUUAAUGGGUUGGCUGUGCCUGAUGCUGCAUUGCUUGGGAACUUAUUCGGGUCAUUGACUGUGGGGCAAAUUGGACUGCCCAAGUUCGACUUGAGGUUGUUACAGAGAGUUCAGGAAGAGGUGCAGAAGAGAAAGGUACAGUGUAUCAGCUGCCACGAAAGAAAAGACGAGAAGUUCAGGUUUAUGAAUGUAGCAGGACAUGAACAGUUUCAUGCAUCCCUCAUAGCAGCUAAACAGAUACCAAGGUGCCUUCCUCGUGAAUGUGAAUGGGAUCUGCCAAAUUCUCCUUCCAGAGCAGUGGAGCAGGGUUUGAAUGUCCUCCCCCAUUUCACAACCCAGCCGAAACUUUUACCCGAUUCCGUCUAUGAGGAGCCAAUUCGAACAGCGGAUGGUAAACAAUGAAUCGUGAUAGAGUAGCUUCAAACUUUCUCCCUCGUAUCGUUUACUGUAUCAAAUAAUGUCAAAUGUAGAAAUGUGUUUGCAUAGCGCAAUUGCAACCUGUAUGUCCCCCGGAUGCCCUGCAUCUUUAGACAUUAGUAGAACGGCAAAGGUCACUCCAAAACUUUGCUUUGAUCAGAAAGAAAAGGAAAUGCCUUUCGCCAAAAAGAUCCCAGGCUGUUUGCCUAUUACAAGAUUGCGCAUGUCUCAAAAUUUACAAAGUUGACAAGCUCUGAUUUCAUGCAAUAGCUUAGGUUAUGCCUUAGCCCACACAGAUAAAACAGACGAGACAGCUCUCUCAAGGGUAUUUCUUUCUUGUAAUCGGUUGUAUAAAAUUACGUCUCUAUAAAUAUCCGACUCAAACCUGUCAA
Molecule: messenger RNA, 2198 nt
Organism: Rosa rugosa (rugosa rose)
Lineage: Eukaryota; Viridiplantae; Streptophyta; Magnoliopsida; Rosales; Rosaceae
Product: inositol 3-kinase
Exons: 2
Coding region: 634-1791 (385 amino acids)
Biological process (GO): myo-inositol hexakisphosphate biosynthetic process
Molecular function (GO): kinase activity
Source: RefSeq, a predicted model, not a curated record